AUGGCCGCAUUCAUCUUCGAAUCCGGAGCCACCAUUAAGGAUCCCUCGACCAAGAAGGCGAUCCGCUCCCAUGCUAUGAGGAAUGUCAGGGAGAGGCAGCGAAAGGAAGGAUUUCGGGAUGGCUUGACGUUCCCAGGACGAAAGAAGCCUCGCCAUGUUCGUGGGACAUUCUCAGCAGCAAGACCGCUUCUGCCUGCCAUUGCUCGAAGUGAAAGGGACUCGUUUUCCGAACAGACAGAGUCACAGGGGUUACAACUACAGGAUUUCGUUCAAGCCAUCGACGGCGCGCAGAUCGACUCGGAGGACAGCACAGGAACCGACGUCGCCCUCACUCACUGCGCCGACUUUGCCAACCACCAUGUUUGGCGUCAGCAGCUCGGCUACGUCUUUCUUACUUCCUAUUACGCUGACUCGGUCGUGGACGCCAUGCUCAAGGACUGGCACAAUUUCGAACCAGGUGAUGCUGCAGGAGCCACUCUAAAUGCAUCUCGUGAUGCUUUGUGUCUGAUGGGCUUAGGUGCUCUGUAUCGCGAUGAACGUCUACUUGACGAAGGACGCAAGCGCCACUGCCUCGGUCUGCGACUGCUGCGAGAGCGAAUCGAGGGGCCUGGCGGCGUGGUGUGCGACGGUCUCUUGGAUGCGUGCUAUACCCUUGCGCAUUGCCAGAUCUACCAGUCGGUUUCGCAUCAAGGCAAAGGCUGGCAAAUCCACGUUGAGGGUCUACACUUUCUACUUCGAAGGAGAGGCGUGGAAUCGAUCAGAUCGCCUUUCGCGCAUGCAACGUUGCACAAGAUGCGUCAAAUUGCGACCAUGGACCAGUUACUCAAACGCAAGAGCAGCUUCUUAUCGUCCCCAGAGUGGCUCCUGAGCUGGCGGCAGAACGAUCCAGGUAUACACACGCCGGCUUUACAAUUGACAGAUCUGGGGUUGCAGCUCUCCGGCGCUUUAGAAGACACUGAUGUUGCCUUGCACGGCUCGACCACCGGCAAACCUGCAUUAGGCGACCAGCUACGAGAUGUGUCUUUGCGCAUCCAGUCAAUCGAGUACGAACUGGACAAAUGGCUGCUUAACUUCUAUCACCAGUAUGGUGAUGUGCAAGAGCCGUACAUUUUGACAGACAUCGCCAAAUAUCCUCGUUUCGAAACGCAAUGUCACGAUAUAGCUUCGCUCUUGCCAAAGGUCUACAGCUUUCCCACCCUUCUGAGCGCCACCACCCACUGCUACCUCUUUAUAUUGUAUCUGGCCAUUCGCAUGGCGCAAAUGGAUCUUGCCGGACUUCACCCAACGCAGCCAGCGACCGAUAUCGAAGCUCUUGCUGCAGAGGCCAACGAAUACGCAGUGCACCUGUGCCGGAGUCUGGCUUACUUAUCGCUACCGCAACAUCGUUCGGUCGGAGUGCUUGCAUGUAGUGGACCUCUUUACUGGGCCUCAGCAUGGUACGAGCGGAGCGGAGAUUCGAAGAAGCUGCAAGCUUGUCAGAGCGCACGCGAGGUGCUUGAACGUGACUGCCCGACACCAUUGAACAUGAAGGCGCCCGUUUUCGCAUGGUGGAUGAUACCGAGUGUUUUUGAAGACCAGGGCGCAUUCGCAGGAUGA
Messenger RNA from Zasmidium cellare ATCC 36951, 1596 nucleotides. RefSeq lists its product as uncharacterized. The coding region runs from base 1 to 1596 and encodes 531 amino acids. The record is from RefSeq and is a predicted model, not a curated record. Lineage: Eukaryota; Fungi; Ascomycota; Dothideomycetes; Mycosphaerellales; Mycosphaerellaceae. The transcript has a single exon.